Molecule: messenger RNA, 2566 nt
Organism: Spea bombifrons (plains spadefoot toad)
Lineage: Eukaryota; Metazoa; Chordata; Amphibia; Anura; Pelobatidae
Gene: AMIGO1
Product: adhesion molecule with Ig like domain 1
Exons: 1
Coding region: 42-1565 (507 amino acids)
Molecular function (GO): protein binding
Source: RefSeq, a predicted model, not a curated record
GUACAAUGUCCUAGAUGUGAAUUGCUGUUCUCAGUGUAACUAUGAGGUCCCCCUUUGCCCUUUGGUUGCAGCAUUUGUGGACCUUCAGUCUAUGUUUACUGUGGGUGGCAGUGACAAGGGCAGGAACAUUACCACUGAAUUGUCAAAAUAACUGCAUUUGUGCCAGUGACAUCAUUAGCUGCCCUAAGAAGGAGUUGGUGGUGGUGCCCAGUGGAAUACCCAGCUACACAGCAAUGCUAGACCUCAGUCAUAAUAACUUGGUCCGUCUGCGAGCAGAGUGGACCCCAGUACCUCUAAAAAGGCUACACACCUUGCUGUUGUCUCACAAUUAUAUCACCUUUGUGUCUGCUGAUGCUUUCAUCUUAACCCCUCACCUACGGCACCUUGAUCUAUCCAGUAACAAGCUUUACAAACUGGAGGAGAAUGCAUUCAGUGCUUUAAAACAGCUGGAGGUACUAAUUCUGUUCAAGAACUCAAUCGCAGAUAUUGACCGCAGUGCUUUUGAUGAAAUGAAGCAUUUGCAAAAACUCUACCUUAGCCAGAACCAUCUGACACACUUUCCUGGAGAGCUGGUAAAUAAUAGAGAAAUACUGCCUGAGUUAACUCUCCUUGACCUCUCCUUUAACCAAAUAAAACGCCUGCCUGUGUCACAGCUGACUACGCUGCCUGCCUGGCUCAGCAAUGGGCUGUACUUACAUGGUAACCCAUUGACUUGUAACUGUGACAUGUAUGGACUGUUUUGGAGUUGGCAAGUACGACAGCUGUCUCCUAUUGUAGAUUUCCGUGACGAGCUACGAUGCAACUAUUUCUCUAAGGACAAAGUAGAAGCAGUGAAUAUCUUCUCACUCAGUGGUAUUAAGGAUCUAAACUGCAGUGCUGUGACAGAGGCAGGCAUGGAGGUCUAUCUGGGAGACACCGUGACUUUGAACUGUGACACCAAGCAUAGGGGUAUGACUCAGGUAUGGAUUACUCCUGGUAAUGAAAUUAUACAAAUGGAACUCAAUGAGCAUGUGAAGAACCACAGCAUAUCUGUGCUAAAUAAUGGAAGCCUGCAGAUAUAUCCAGUUCGUAUAGAAGACAGGGGGAUAUAUACAUGCUACGCACAAGGAAAUGUUCCGAAUGAGACUCUAUACGUGACACUUAAUGUUUUCAACUUUACACGGCAUGUGCACCAAGAAACACUAAACACUGCUUACACCACAUUAGUUGGCUGUGUAGCCAGUGUCAUCCUAGUACUGAUAUAUCUUUAUCUAACACCAUGCCGCUGCUGGUGCCGGCCAAGAGAUAGAGUUCAAGGGGAAGACAGGGAUAGCAUACGCUCCUCAGUACUCAGUGCCACUCCCAACCAUGAAACUACUAGUGACAAGGCUGCCCUAAGUCGUCAUGUAGCUUUUCUGGAGCCUUCCGGAGAUCUCAGAGGCCAAAAUGGAAAGCUGAAACCCAAUGGUUCACAAGAAACCGCAGGCAUAAAGGGUUCACCAUUUCCACCAUCAUCACCUCAUAGGAAGCUGUCAGACCCUGGAUCCAUAAGUUCAGUAUUCUCUGACACUCCUAUUGUGGUGUAAAGAGUAGAAAAACAGGAAGGCAAGAUAAAUAGCGUGCCCUGGGCUUCCAGCAUGUGCAUGUCAGAUUGGAGCAGAAUAAGUUUUUAGAAAACAGAACCUAGAGAAAAUAAGUAUGAAGGCAUAAUAGAUGAAAACUAAGUAAAGAUAAUAACCUUAAAUAGAGAAGAGAAAUGGAAAGAGAUAAUGCAGCAGGAAAAAUAUGAGAUGUUAAUAGGUUUACCUACCCACAGAAAAAAAAAGAAAAGAACACUAAACUGCCUGAGAUAAUGUAAUCGUAGAAACUAAAAUCAUGUUUGCAUUGGUUCAACCAACUUUGGGAACCUGAGUGCAUGGCAAAACCCUACACUUACUUAGCAACACAUCUUUUAACACAAUAUCCCCAUUUCCAUUUAACAGCAACACUUGUAAUGUGGCUUCUGUAGAUAGAAUGGAAUGCAUUCAGUUGAAAGCUUUGUUGAUUAUUCAAAACCACCAAAGCUAAUUAACCCACUGUAAACAAGCAAAUAUAUUUUACUGAUCAAGUAUUCCUUACUGCUCCUUUUAAGACACUCAUCAGCAUUUUCUAAAAAGCUUUUCUGCAGACAAUAGUGCAAUAUCAGAACUGACAGUAUUAGCUUUCUAUUUAUGCAUGAUAAUUUCUGGAGGCUAGGGAACAGCGUGAGAUGUCUAAAGCAGGAUAUGAGAAAUAAGAUGUUAGCUCAAUGUUCUCUAUUUCUAUAAUACCUCAAAACAAAUUCUCCCCUAUUUUUAAGAAGCACAAUUCUCUCUCUUGGCUAUACCUAAACACUGACAACCCACAUAAAACAAUGAUUACAUUCAAGUCCGCUAAGAGAUUUAAGUAAGUGUUACUUAGGUGUAUUUUUUAAUAUAGGCAGUUGUACAUUCGACUUCUAGUAUCUGUCUACAUAUACGUAUAUAAAUCAGGGCCACCAUCAGGGGGGGAAAACUUGUCCAUUAGUAAGGGGCCUGGCUGUCCUAGGGGCAUAUUCAGGGAACAAAAA